This is a messenger RNA of Suhomyces tanzawaensis NRRL Y-17324, 2916 nucleotides long. RefSeq lists its product as uncharacterized. Gene Ontology annotation, biological process: rRNA processing. The transcript has a single exon. The record is from RefSeq and is a predicted model, not a curated record. NCBI's taxonomy places the organism in Eukaryota, Fungi, Ascomycota, Pichiomycetes, Serinales, Debaryomycetaceae. Gene Ontology annotation, cellular component: small-subunit processome; nucleolus. The coding region runs from base 219 to 2858 and encodes 879 amino acids.
AAAAAAUAUGAACUAGAGACAAAGUUGUUUCUUGUACUAGGAAUAGAACUUAUCUGACUAAUUUCAUACGUUCUAAUGGGUUUGAAGCAAGUAACACAGACAUUCGUGUCACUUAUGUUCCCACAGCCAAACUAUGGCAUCGGGGGAGUUAUCACGUGACCCGGGAUCCAUUAAAAUUUUAGGCCAUCGCUAGCAUCUCGAAACCCCAAAUCACCAUUAUGGCCCGUAAGAACAAAACUUCGGGUAAAAAGAGAAGCUCCCGUAAGAUCUUGGAUGCCUACCAGAUCGCGGAAAGAGCUGAGAAUCGUUCCGACUCCAACGACGACUCCGGGGACGAGAAUGACGUGCAAGAUGGUAUCUUGGAUGCCAGAAGGUUUCUCAAAGACGGGCAAGCAGGGGAUGAAUUUGAAGACGAAGAGUUGGAUUCCGAUGAAGCUUUGGGGUCUGAUGAUGACUACGAUGUUUUGAACUCCAAAUUUUCCCAGACCAUCAGAGACAAGGCCAAAAAGCAAAAAGAAAAAGAGAAGAGAAGAAGAAGAGGAGAGAUGAACAGCGAUGACGAGAGCGACGAAGAAGAGGACGAUGCCUACGAUAGUAUAGAUGAAACCCAGUUAGUCACCUUGUCCGAAGCCUGGGAUAUGGACGAGAAGGACUUCAAGAAAAGCCAAAAGAACAAGGAGGGUGGAAAUGAAGUCAUUUUGGACGAUGCCUGGGAAUCCGAAUCGGAGUCGGAAUCCGAAUCGGACUCUGACGAUGAUGACGAGGAAGAUGAUGCCUCUGGCUCUGACGAGGAGGAUAUCUUCGACAACGAAGCCGACGAUGAUGAUGUUGACUUGAAAAAUACCGUCAGUCAUUUGAAAUCCCAACUAAAGAAAGCACCAGCCGAAAAGAGAAAGUUGAUCACCGAAUCGACUGCCGAAAACGAAUUCAGCGUUCCUGCUGGUUCCCAGGGCUUGUCGUUGGCCGAAAUGAUGGCUGCUGUGGAUUCUUCUGUGUCCCAAGAUGCCAUUUUGAUUGAUACUCAGAACACGGAAAAAUCUAAGGCUUUAGCCACCCCAUUGCCAAAGAGAAUCCAAGAAAGACACGAUAGGAAGGUUGCGUACGAGAUCUCCAAGAAGGAAGUAAGCAAGUGGCAAGACACUGUCAAUCAAAACAGAGAUGCCGAGGUAUUGAAGUUCCCCAUGGCAGCUCCAGGCACCAAGAAGUCGGCCCCUGUGAGUUUACCCUCAGAAGAAAGCUCCAACGUGAAGUCUAACCUCGAAGACAAGAUCAACAGUGUGCUUGCGGCAUCUUCGUUGGUCGACGACCAGAAGGAGGCCACCUUCGAACAAAUCCAAGUGGCCAAAUUGUCACCAGCAGAAAUGAUCAAGAGAACCAAAGAAUUGAGGAUGAUGAGAGAAUUGAUGUUCCGUGAAGAAGCCAAGGCACGGAGAAUCAAGAAGAUCAAGUCCAAGCUGUACCACAAGAUCAAGAAGAAGGAAAGGUUAAGAAACGAGGAAUUGGUGGAGGGCGAAGAAGAUUCUGAUAACGAGGACCACGACAUGAAGAGAGCGGAGGAAAGAAUGAACUUGAGACACAAGACCAACUCCAAGUGGGCCAAGUCCAUGAUCAAGAGUGGGUUGUCCAAAGACGCCUCCAAUCGUGCCGAGUUAGAGGAAAUGUUGAGAAACGGCGAGAGAUUGAGAGCCAAGCAGUUGGGCUACGAGGACGGUGAUCAGAGUGACGACAACGUCAGUGACAUCGAAAAUGAAUAUGCGAACGAGCAAGACGACGUUGAUAGGGCCAAGUUGGGCAAGGGUGUGUUGGCGAUGGACUUCAUGAAAAACGCUGAACAUAGAAGAAGACAGGAAAAUAUGAAGGACUUGGAAGAGUUGAGAAAGUUGGAGGCUGGAGACAAUGGAGAGGACGAGUUUGCCUCGGUGCACAACUCCGUCGAUACCCACUUGAACCAGGGCAGAAGAGUCUACGCCCCAAGCUCGAUUGCCAUGAAGGAAAGCAUAGAAGAAGUCAACAGGGACACCCUCCAAGAGCUUGCUGACGACGAGGCCCACAACUUGGUCACCAAAUUGGGCAAGAAAUUCGAACCAGAAGUCAGAGAGGUGCAAGGUCUGGAAAAGCACGAGGAGGAACCAGAGCAAAAGGUGUCAGAAGAAGCAUUGAACGACUCUGAAGCAUCCAACCCAUGGUUGACUGCAUCCAGCGAGCCCAUCAAGAAGUCCAGCAAGGUGGUGGCUGUGGACCAAACCUCAUCCAAAUUGGCCAAGUCUGCGGCCAAGAUUGCAAAAUCCAAAAAGAGAUCCUCGUCGCAAAGAGACGCUGGUGAUAACACAGUGAUUGAUAUUCUGAACACCAUCAGAAUUGCUGACCAGAGUGACGACGACCACGACGAAGAUGGCGCCACCAUGUUCACCCAAGCCGAAUUGAUCAAACAAGCAUUUGCUGGAGACGAUGUGGUGAAGGAGUUCGAGGACGAGAAGAAGCAAGUGAUUAUCGACGAAGACGACAAGGAAGAAGACGUCACUCUUCCAGGGUGGGGAGACUGGGCUGGUGCCGAUGCCAGACCAAAGAAGAAAAAGAAGUUUGUGCGUACCAUCGAUGGUGUCGCUCAGGCAGACCGCAGAAAGGAUAAGAACUUGAAGGAUGUGAUCAUCAACGAGAAGGUCAACAAGAAGAACUUGAAGUAUCAAUCCAGUGCUGUGCCAUAUCCAUUUGAGUCCAGAGAACAGUACGAGAGAUCGUUGAGAAUGCCAAUCGGACAAGAAUGGACCUCCAGAGAAACCCACCAACGGUUGACCAUGCCUAGAAUCAUCACCAAGCAAGGUUCUGUUAUCGACCCAUUAAAAGCUCCAUUCAAGUGAGCGUGUAACAUAGUUAAUAUCCAUAGGAGAAUACAAGUAAAAGAUACUAGAAGCUACA